GGUUGCCCAUCGUAACCUCAUCCCACCAACGGCACCACCUCGGAUCACCGCAAUUCACGAUGGCCGAAUCCAACUUGGACGAACAAUCUCUCUGGCGAGACCGGAACAAGAUCCUUGUGGCUGGGCUGCCCAUGAAUGCCGAUGAUGCGGCCCUCGCGGCCAAGUUUGAGUCGUUUGGCGCAAUGUUUCAGGCCAAGGUUGUGUUGGACAACAACACGAGAAAGUCACGUGGGUUUGGCUUUGUCACGUUCCAGACGUAUGAGAGCGCGCUGGAUGCUGUCCGUGGCUUGGAUCAGUCGAAAUGGGAUAAGCGCGUGUUGAACGUGCGUUUCCUGACGCCGAAAACAGGCUCCAGUGGCGCGCCCACCAAAGCCGCCGCGCCAGUCCUUCGCGUCAUCGAACCUCGACCAGAAGGAUGCACGACCGUGUUUGUAGGCAACAUGCCGUACGAGAUCACGGAAGACUUGCUCAAGAAGGUCAUGGGUGUGUGCGGCGAGAUCAAAGCGAUUCGAUUUGCCGAAGACAUCACGACCAAGGAGUUCCGAGGGUUUGGCUACGUCCAGUUCUUCGAAGGCGACGCGUGUGAAAAGGCAGUGCAAACGCUGCACGGCGCCGUAGUUAUGGGGCGGCCGCUCAAGGUCGACUAUGGCGCCCGCGACGCCCCACAAGUAACCGAGGCCAAGGAAGCGCUGCAGAAGAAGCUGAAAAAGGGGAUCUGCCACAAGUUCCAACAUGGAUUGUGUGACCGCGGCGACUCGUGUAAGUUCGCCCACGUCGAGCCCGUCACGUCGACCACGAUCGACCUUGGAAACUACCCCACGACCUCGACGAAAGCACUCAACAACGUGCCAGACGAUGCGCCCGUGUGCAUGGCAUUCCAAAACGGCAAGUGCAAGCGCGGUGAUCAGUGCAACUACCGCCACAUCCCGGGUGCCAACGGCGUCGUUGCACCGCAAGUGGUGGCGGACGAACGACGACGUCAUGUGGUUGCCGACGUCGAUGAAGAAAGCAGCGACGACGACGAUGACGACACGCCGGUGUGUCUGGCCUUUCAGAAAGGCAAGUGCAAACGAGGGGACCUGUGCAAGUACCGACACAAAUCUGCUUCUUCUGACACUUCCCGAGCCUCUCGCCCCGCCCCUGUGGUGGUCGCUGCUGUGCGACAACAGCCCCUCCCUCCCCCCGUCCGCCAAGUAGCGGUACCCUCUCAUCAACCGACCUCGAUCCCUGUUGUUCGAGCCACUUCGUCCUUUAACACCCCGUCAAGCACAGCCGUGGAUGAUUCGUCGAUUCCGAUUUGUCAGAGCUUUCAAAAGGGCACGUGUAAACGAGGCAACCAGUGCAAGUAUCGCCACGAAGCAGCCAGCGCCACUACCGCGACUUCACAAUCAAGACAUGUCGACGAGCCAUCCACACCCGCGAACGCCACCGACGAAAAUUUGGUGUGUCAACGGUUCCUGCUCAAGGGCAAAUGCAAGCGUGGGGACAUGUGCAAGUACGUUCACAAAGGCGGCGAAACGGCCAGUGGGCGCGACGACGAGGAAGCGGUCGCCCCGCCGCCACAACGCCGUGCCCGGGACCCAGAAGUGGCCCGCGAUGACCAUGACGAAGCGUCAUCUGUUCCCAUCUGCCAGAGCUUUCAAAAAGGAACGUGCAAACGGGGCAACAAGUGCAAGUUCCGCCACGUAGCCCCUAAAGAGCAAUGUCAGCGGUAUCUGCAAGGAAAGUGCACCAAGGGGUCGCAGUGUGCCUUUUCGCACGACGACGCCGAGGAGCCCCCGGCCAAGAAACCAAAAUACUAGGGGCGUCAACAACAAAAUAGGAAUACUUGUCAAAUUAACAGUAAAAAACAAUACGAGCA
Messenger RNA from Aphanomyces astaci, 1861 nucleotides. RefSeq lists its product as hypothetical. The coding region runs from base 60 to 1802 and encodes 580 amino acids. Gene Ontology annotation, molecular function: RNA binding; metal ion binding. The record is from RefSeq and is a predicted model, not a curated record. NCBI's taxonomy places the organism in Eukaryota, Oomycota, Saprolegniomycetes, Saprolegniales, Verrucalvaceae. The transcript has 3 exons.